CUUGUGCUGUUGCGGAUCGUCCGGAGGUGGGCUGGCCUGUGCGGCUCUCUGCUGUCGGACUUCAUCAAGUCACUUUUUUACCUUUUUACCACCACAAUUCGAUUAACAAUGUCGCACUCGGGUGCUCAGAAGGGCAGCUCUCUGAUACUGGUGCUAAUGGUUGCUUCUGCAGCCAUUGGAGGAACUCUUCAGUAUGGCUUCAACCUCGCCAUAAUGAAUGCCCCAACAAUUUUCAUUCAAACCUUCAUCAAUGAGACAUUCCUCGAGCGCUGGGACAUCCAGUUGGAGGACUACCAGGUGACGCUGGUCUGGACAAUCAUUGUCUCCAUCUUCUCAUUAGGGGGCUUUGCCGGGGCUCUUAUCGCAGGACCUAUGACCAUACGCUUCGGAAGGAAGAAAUGUCUGCUGUUGAACAACAUUUUCCUCAUGAGUGGUUCACUCUUAGCUUUGACGAGCAGAGCUGCCAAGUCUUUUGAAAUGAUCAUUAUCUCACGGGUCCUUGUUGGAAUAAAUGCUGGAAUCAGCAUGAAUGUGCAACCCAUGUACUUUGGAGAGAGUGCGCCAAAGCACUUACGGGGGGCUAUCUCAUUGUCAUCAGCUGUUUUUACAGCAUUUGGUGUAGUGUUAGGACAAGUGGUCGGACUCAGAGAGAUUUUGGGCAGUGAACCGUGUUGGCAAUACCUUCUUGCCAGUAACGCGAUUCCUGGCGUCAUUCAGCUGCUGACCCUGCCGUGGUUCCCAGAAAGCCCCAGAUACCUCCUCAUUGACAGGGGGGACAAAGAGGCUUGUAUUAACGCUCUGAGACGUCUGCGUGGCUGUGAGGUCCUGGGCAGCGAGCUCGAUGAGAUUCUGCAGGAACAGGCUGAAACCAAAGGCAUGAGGCCCAGCCGACCCUGGGAGCUCUUUACUGACCGCUCUGUUCGCUGGCAGCUCAUCACCGUCAUGAUCAUCAGCAGUGCCAUGCAGCUCUGUGGCAAUGACUCUAUUUACUUCUAUGCAUCAUAUGUGUUUAAAGAGGCUGGAAUAGCUGAUAAUAAAAUCCAGUAUGUCACAAUUGGCACCGGAACAUGUGAAUUCACGGCCUGUAUAAUGUGUAACCUACUGAUCGAGCGCAAAGGUCGGAGGUUCAUGCUGAUGGGAGGGUUCAUCCUCAUGACCGUCUGGGCUGUUGUCUUCACAAUCGCUCUUUCGUUUGAGCAUUAUAUAUCCUGGAUGCCAUACUUGAGCAUGGCCUGCAUCUUCACCUACAUUCUCAGCUUUGGCAUGGGACCAGCUGGAGUGACUGGCGUUCUGCCCACUGAGAUCUUCAAUCAGACUGCUCGGCCCGCAGCCUACAUGAUCGCUGGCUCCAUGAUGUGGCUCAACCUUUUCAUCAUUGGAAUGAUCUUCCCAUUUCUGGUGAGCGAGCUGAGUGAGUACUGCUUCGUGCCUUUCGGAGCGGUCUGCAUGUUGUCUGCGCUGUUUGUCGGCCUGUUUCUGCCGGAGACCAAGGGGAAGUCUCUGUCGGACAUCACAAGUGAAUUCCACAAGCUCAACUUCAAAGGCCAGGACAAAAAGUGUCCAUCGCAAACUCAAGCUCAGUAUCAGCUGGGUGAAGUGUGUCUUUCCACAGCCUUGUAGACAGACGUUUUCUCCUGAAACGUACAGUCGCAUCUACUGUAUGUCUCACUUUGACCUGACCUGCUUGAACUGGGAGAAGUCGUGUGCAGUCUGACAGUAAUGGGGGAAUGUUCACAUUUAUAUUAGAUCUACUAUAACUCCUUUAUCCGGAGUGUGUUUUCUAUGGUCAUUUAAAGGAAUUACCUUCACGUGUGUACACUUAUAUUUUCUGCUACGCUGUGUACUGAUUAACAUGAAACGAAGCUAAUGAAAACUACAGUAUAUUCAGCCAACUCUGUGGCAGAAAAGAAAUCAGCUGCUAAAUAGAAAGUGAUUCAAUAAAUUGAAAAAUAACUGGAUGGUCUGCAGGAACACUUGUUCCCGCUUUGGCUGAAAAAACCUCUGAAAACACAUCUGACAUUUAUUUAUAAGGGUGUUUUCAGAAUUAAUGUAGAAUGAAAGUGACCUUAGUAAAUAAACAGCAAUGAAUUUUCUUAAGAUAUGUAACAUAUUUUCUUGUUUAAAUUAGUUAUUUGUAAGAUUCGCUAUUGCGUCAUAGCUAAUAUUAGCAUUAACAGCUGUUUAGUUACCAGUCUUUUCUUUCUAAGAGCUGUCUCCAUCAGUGGAAUGCAACCCUCUUGCUUUGCUUUUAUUUCUAUCACUUCUUUUCUUCUACUGACGUUAGCAUGCUAACCAGUUAACCUAGGUCCGGUCGGCCCGUCUGGUCACUUUCUGAGACUGAGUGACUGUAAAGUCCAGUCUGCCCUGCCUCAGUAUUCUAACUUCUUGUAUUGUAAACACAAUGAUGGCUGAAACUCUUGGCAAGACUGGUAAGUAAACAGUUUAAUGCUGAUGGUGGCUUUUCAGCAAAGGCAAAACUUAUAAGUAGUCCUUGCUUAAGUCUCCUGUUUGGGAGGUCAAAGGCCAGAAUAAGCUGCACGCAGGUCUUUCUACAGGGUACUGCGCUUUUUCCUGUGUGGUCGAUGCUGGACCUUCUCAAUAAGAAUGUAUUUAUAUGAAAACAAAGACAUGCAGUCAAGUUCACUUGCACCUUAUUAAAUACAAACUGUACAUGCAGCAUUGUGCAUACCUCGUUCAGGUAAAUGGUACUAUGAUGUUGAGCGUGAAUUCUUUUGAAUAAGACUGAAAUUAGUGACCCACUGUUUGUACAUGAAUGGAAAAUGUUUAUGUUGACUAUGAAAGUCAUUAUUGUUUGUUUUAAUGAUCUGAA
Seriola aureovittata is the source of this 2830-nucleotide messenger RNA. Its product is annotated as solute carrier family 2, facilitated glucose transporter member 11-like. Bases 109 to 1620 code for a protein of 503 amino acids. Gene Ontology annotation, molecular function: hexose transmembrane transporter activity. NCBI's taxonomy places the organism in Eukaryota, Metazoa, Chordata, Actinopteri, Carangiformes, Carangidae. The record is from RefSeq and is a predicted model, not a curated record. The transcript is spliced from 12 exons. Gene Ontology annotation, biological process: monosaccharide transmembrane transport. Gene Ontology annotation, cellular component: membrane.